AUGGUGGCUAUAACAGUCCCCGAAACCCUAGAAGGUUAUAAUUUAAGCACUUUUGAGAUCGAAACGGAGGACUCUACUGUCUAUGGGGUGUCCAGAGGCAUCUUCCCAAGCGAUCAUCAGUAUGAGGGGCCAAUCUUGGUUUUGAUCCACGGAUACCCGCAAACGUACUUCAUGUGGCGCCAUGUGAUCAAGCUUCUUCCAAAGACGGCUCGGCUCUUUGUGCCGGACAUACCGGGUUACGGAAACAGCUCACCAUGCCUGUCUGGACACGACAAAUCCUCGGUUGGUAAGACGAUUCUUAAGGCCCUUUCCUAUCACCUCGAAUCGUCCCAAGUCCCGCAGCCGCAAGAUGUGAUACUCAUCGGGCAUGACCGUGGGGCUCGUAUCUCACAUCGACUGAGCGUCGAUGCCGCGGAAUACACGUCCUCAUUCACUAUCUUGGGCGCCGCCCUCAUGGACAUUGUUCCCACGACAGUUCAGUGGCAGGGCAUGUCGAACCCCGCUGAGACGGCGCGGACGUUCCACUGGCCGUUCUUGGCCAACGCUGAAUAUGCAACGCAAAUUAUUCUGCAGAUUGGCGGGGACCAUUUCAUCCGGCAGCUGAUCGAACAAUGGAUGGGUAACAAUGAAAGCGGACGACAGAGACUCCGUGCCGAUGAUGCAUUGGAGAUCUACCAGCGGCCCUUCCGAUGGGACAGUGUCGUGCGUUGCUCGUGCUUGGACUAUCAAGCCGGGGCAACGGUAGACGUAGCGAUGCAGAAGGCCGACCAGGAGCAGGAGCGGAAAGUCGACCUGCCCGUGCUAGUGCUGCACUGCAGUGGGAUUGGGCGCCGGUUUGAUAUGAACGUGUGGAGGGACUGGGUUGCGGAGGGAAAGGCAGAUGACCUGCUGAAGAUCGUCGAGCUGGGGAACGGAGUUGGGCAUUUCGUGGCAGAGGAGGACCCGGAGGGGACGGUGGCGGCAUUGAUGGGCUGGAUUACGGCACUGGGCGUGCAAUUCAAGUGA
Messenger RNA from Ophidiomyces ophidiicola, 1005 nucleotides. RefSeq lists its product as uncharacterized. Bases 1 to 1005 code for a protein of 334 amino acids. Lineage: Eukaryota; Fungi; Ascomycota; Eurotiomycetes; Onygenales; Onygenaceae. Gene Ontology annotation, molecular function: hydrolase activity. The record is from RefSeq and is a predicted model, not a curated record. The transcript is spliced from 4 exons.